Messenger RNA from Owenia fusiformis, 1898 nucleotides. The record is from the annotation of a GenBank genome assembly. NCBI's taxonomy places the organism in Eukaryota, Metazoa, Annelida, Polychaeta, Sabellida, Oweniidae.
GGCGCCAAGAACAAAUAACACGUUGUAAAAGACUAGGAGUAAUUACUCAGUUUACGUGAUAAUAUCUACAUUUGUGCCGAUUUAUCGUAAUCUAAAACAUUUAUAAAUAUCUAUAGACGAUAUACAGCGGAUUAGUUGAGACCAUGUCCAGACUACAGGACAACCAACCGGCGAUUACCGACUUCGUCAAAAUUCGUGCUGAUAAAAACCAAGAUGGUGGACAACUUGCACAGGACUUUGAUAAGCCAUCCUCGAUAACUAUACCCGUGAAGCGAAAUAGACGAGAAGCGGGGUUCCCAAGUAAGGACAGUGAAACUUCGCCAGUACCGUACGAUGACGUUUUUGAGAAAGCUCUUGAUGAAGCAUCCUCAGGUACAUGCACCACAGACGAUCCACAUGAUAUGGAUUCUGAGCAACCGGUAACUAUCCUCUCUCUUACUACCGUUAUGAGAACAUUACUUAAUGAAAAUAACACCCAGAUAAUGUCUCAAAUGCGUGAUAUGGUGAAGCAUGAAAUUGAAAAAUCCACGAUAAAGCUAUCUACUGAUCUAAAACAACUUCGUGAAGAAAAUGACACUCUGAAGUCCAGAAUCAUGAUAUUGGAGAAAUCCCAUACUGAUAUGACUGUUAAGCAAGAUCAGCUAGCCCUUGAGGUAAAUCAUAAUGCUCAAUACAGCAGGAAAUCCACAUUACGUGCCGUUGGGAUUGCUGAUGACAAAAAUGAGUCUGUUGAAAAGUGUAUUGACACUCUCUGUAAAACCCUAAAUGAUCACCUGCCAGCAGGAGCUAUGAUUGAACCUGACCACAUUGAAAUUGCCCACCGUUUGCCUGGAAGAGAUGGGAAGCCACGACAAAUCAUAGCCAAAUUCUUUGACCGACUUGUUAAGGACAAAGUAAUGUCAAACAAGCGCCACCUAAAAGGCACCAAUGUGAGAAUUUACCAUGAUCUCAGUCCGAGAAACAGAGUACUACUGAAAGAAGUCAAGCAGCACAACGAUAUUGAUCAAGCAUGGUACAAUAACAUGAAAGUGUAUGGUAAACUCAAAUCUGGUACAAUCAAAGUAUUCUCAAUCAACGAUAACAUUGACUCUGUCAUUGCCAGGUCUUAAUUACCUUGGUGUGCUUGGACGAUUGCCAUAACUUUCUCGUGAACAUUCCCUCACUCACCACUGUUACCCUUGUUGAUUUAAGUUAUAGAAAACGCUGGUCUCCAUGCAGAAAGUAACAUCAAUGUAUAAACUAUCAAUAUAGUUUCCUAAAAUAACCGAACAUAACUUUUCUCACUGACAAAUGAACGUCUUAAUGAGCUGCUGCUCGUGCUAAACUUGACGAUUUUCUCCAGUUUUUUUGUUUACAUCUCUCUGUCACGUGACUAUUUGACCUUCCGGAAACCGGAAGUGUGCUUUUAUCAAAUUUAUAUUUCACGUUUUUGUCUUUUGAAUCUAAAAACACGGUGAGUUCUUUUUCCUUCUGUAUAUAAUGCUGUUCUCAACGAACACCUUUGUAAAUAGAACUACUGGAGAAGUUCGUUUUUCGAAUUUUAUAUACGAGCCUGACUAACAUUUUACUAUUUAUGAUUUAUUUUUCUCCAGUAUGUAUUACUCUAUUAGAGUCUAUAUACUGUAAUGUAUAAAUGUUACAGUAGCUUGCAAGCAUACACUAUGAUUAUGAUGAAUCACAAGCAAGUUUUGUAUUGUUGCCAUGUAUUACUGUUUUUGUUUUAAUAUUGCUGCCCACUGUAUUUCAUGUGUCAUGUAGUCCAUUUUGCUGGCUACCAGGCUACUUUUUAUCCUGAAAUUGGUACUUUGCUACUGAAAUUAUGAUUCCAUAACUGAGUUGUACUUCCUAUAUCUUUGCAUCAAAAAAACCUUUGUUGCAUAACACCAUGUGUAAUGUAC